This is a messenger RNA of Sinocyclocheilus anshuiensis, 4030 nucleotides long. RefSeq names its product TATA element modulatory factor 1 (gene tmf1). NCBI's taxonomy places the organism in Eukaryota, Metazoa, Chordata, Actinopteri, Cypriniformes, Cyprinidae. The record is from RefSeq and is a predicted model, not a curated record. The transcript has 17 exons. Bases 402 to 3806 code for a protein of 1134 amino acids. Gene Ontology annotation, cellular component: Golgi apparatus; endoplasmic reticulum.
GCGCAUGAUAGGUUGAUGCGGCUUUGUUGAUGCUACGUGGAUGGGAAGUAGUUCUCGCGCUGCCAGAGGAAACCUAAACAAAUAGUGCGUAGAAGUCCAAUUUAGAAGCCGAGUAACGCGAAGACAAAUAAAAUGCCGCCCAGUACGUCGUUUAUUUAUUUAUAUCAUCGAAUUUAAUUUUAGCGUUGGAUUAUGUCAACUGCCAGCAAAUUGUCAGUCGUUUUGCGAGCAGAAUUAGCCGCCAAGCUAAUGUGGACAGCGGCCUAACAUACAAACACAACCCACUUGCUUCGGCUCUUAGUGUGGAAUAAACCUGCUCUUAUUUGGGAUGCUUUUGAUAUUGUUGUGUUUUAUGUAGACGUUCACUGAGCUGUCACGCAACCAGCUGGAAGUCAAGCAAUAUGAGUUGGUUCAACGCGUCACAUCUGUCGAGUUUUGCUAAACAAGCGCUGACAACUGCUCAGAAAUCCAUCGACAGAGUUCUGGACAUCAAAGAAGAGGACCAGUGGGGUGAUACGACCGAACAGACCUUUACUGAUCCACCAGGCAAGCCGGUAUCAACAGGAUGGGGUAUGAACCAGUGGAGCUCGCCCUCAGAGGAAUGUACCAAAACUCUCCCUCCAUCAUCCGAGGCCAUUACUAAGCCUGUCACAUGGACCGUGGUUGACGAAUCUGAGGAUUUCUUCAGUGCCUUUCUGCCUCAUGGAGACAUACAAACUGUAAGCAACACUAAAGUGGUGUCUGUGCCACCUGCCAAGUCGAACCGCAGACUACGGGAAAAAGCAGACGAGGAGAAGGAGCUGGAAGACAGUGAAGCGCAAGGUCAGGCAGACCUCAGUAAACGCAGCAACCUGGAAACUAUUGAGAUAAAGCCAACUGGGACAGAGCUUUUGGAGCAAAUUUCAUUCUCGGCAGAUGAGCAGUCUCAACCAGAACUGGUUGUUCCUGUUGCGUCCGUUGCACCAGAGCAAGCUGCUGAACAGGAGACCGGCAAGGACCAGACAGAGACAGAUGGCUUAGUUUUUCCUUCAGAUGUCACACUCACAAAUGUACCUUUAUCAUCUACUGAGGGUGAAUCUGCUGGAGUGUUUGAAGCAGCUUUGACCAUCGAGACCAAAAAUUCAGUGAAAACCUUGCCUGUCCCUCUUAAAGAAAUCCUGUUAGAAUCCAAAGACGCUAAAUCAGAGGACAGACAAAGCGACACCCCAUCUCCCCCUGUUAGUGCCUUCUCUUCUGGUACUUCCACUACCAGCGACAUAGAGGUUUUGGACCAUGAGAGCGUGCUAAGCGAGAGCUCGGCCAGCUCCAGACAGGAGACUGCAGAGUCUAAAGCUGGACUCCACCUAAUGCAGGGCUCUUUCCAACUGCUCUCCGCUUCAACGUGCGCCGACUUCCCUCGUCUGGAUGAAUACCCAAAACUCACUGAAAGUUGCGGCUCAUCGUCUGAUGCCUUUGAGCGCAUCGACUCGUUUAGCAUGCAGUCGUUGGACAGCCGUAGUGUCAGCGAAGUGAAUUCUGAUGAUGAGAUCCCGGGCAACCGCACCUUAGCUUCCAUCACGGCUGGACAUUUGCCCGCUCCUGCUCAUUCAGCGCCACAGACCAGUCAGAAGGAAGAGGAGGUUAUGACUGAGUCAGUAAAUGACCAGUCGCUGGAUGAUAACGAGAUGGAGGAAAGUGGCCGCAGUGCAACGCCAGUGAACUGUGAGCAGACGGAUGAGCUGCAGGACCAGGGACCUGAAACUGACCUCACAUUGACUAGCCAAAAAUCAGAUAUAAAUGAAACUCUAAUAUCACAGAGUACUGAGGAGAAACAAGGAGAUUCACCCUGUCAGAUUUUUGAGCUCCAAAAGAUUAUCGAGGAGCUCUCGAGUCGACUAGAGAAGAGAGAAUCACAGUUGCUUGUGGUCAGUAAAGACAAGGCCAGACUGGAGGAGGAGUGUGACAAUCUCAAAGAUGAGAUGAUCAGCUUGAAGGAAGAAAGCUCUACUGUACAGUCUUUAAAAGAUGAGUUCACUCAACGUAUAGCUGAAGUUGAGAGGAAAGCUCAACUCGCCUGCAAGGAGAGAGACAUCGCCAAAAAGGAAAUUAAGGGCCUUAGAGAAGAACUGGCGAGCAGGUUGAAUUCAAAUGAGACUUUGGAACUGAUAAGAGAGAAGGAGGAACAGAUACGAGAGCUGCUUGAAGAAGGUGAGAAACUGUCCAAGCAGCAGUUGCAGCACUCCAACAUCAUAAAGAAACUGCGUGUGAAAGAGAGAGAGAGUGAUGCACAGAUCACCAAACAGACCAAAAAACUGAAGGAACAGGAAGAAGAGCUGAAACACUUGCAGCAGGUUUUGGACGGUAAGGAGGAAGUAGAAAAGCAACACCGAGAGAACAUCAAGAAGCUGAAUGCUGUGGUGGAGCGUCAGGAGAAAGAAUUAAGUAAACUGCAGACCAGCAGCGAAGAGCUUCAGGAAAACAACCGCAGUUUGCAAGCAGCCCUCGACAGCUCCUACAAAGAGCUGGCGGAGCUGCACAAGGCCAACGCCACCAAGGAUAGUGAAGCCCAGGAACUAGCGCUGAGCAGAGAGGUACAGGCGAAAGAAGAGCUGAGUCUGGCUUUGGAGAAAGCCCAAGAAGAGUCCUGCUUGCAACAAGAGGCACUGGCUAAUCAGGUGGCAGAUCUGAGGCUGGCUUUACAGAGAGCUGAGCAGCAGCAGGCCAAGAAGGAAGAUUACCUGAGGGAGGAGAUCAGUGAGUUACAGCAGAGGUUACAAGAAGCGGAGACCAGAAACCAGGAUCUAAGUCAAAGUGUUACAUCCACAACACGGCCUCUCCUUCGACAGAUAGAGAACCUCCAGGCAACGCUUGGGGCCCAGACAGCAUCAUGGGAAAAACUAGAGAAGAACAUCUCUGACCGCUUAGCUGAUGCCCAAGCCCAGCUUGCUGUUUCCGUAGAGAAAGAGCGUUCGGCUACAGAGGAGCUGCUAGCCAUCCGAGCACAGAUAGCAUCUUUAGAGUCUCAGGCUUCCCUGUUGAGGCAAGAGAAGGGACGUCUGCAGGGGCAGCUGGAUGCAGAGAGGGUGAGGCGGGAAAAACUGGAGGAUGACUUUAGCAGGGAGCGCGUAGAGCUGGAGAAUCUUAAAGGAGAACAUGCUCGAGUAUUGGAGGAGGCCAAGAAGGAGAAGUUGCUUCUCACCAACCAACUUGAAAUGGAGAAAAUGAAGGUGGAGCAGGAGAAGAAGAAAUGUUACCUUGCACAAGAGGCCCUCAAAGAAAAGGAGAGGAAGUCCCUAAGUCUGUCUGUGACUGAUGCUCCAGCAUCCUCCACUCCUACACUGUCCCGUUCCAGUUCUGUCAGUGGGGCUGAGCAUGCCGGCUUACCUUCCUCCCUUUUCUCACAGCAGGAGGAUUCUCUUGACCAUUCUUUCAGCACCAUGACCAUGUCCAUCAGUGGGACUAACCUAUAUGAGGCGGCUCGACUGGGUGGUGGAUCCAGUGUCAUUGAGAGCCUGCAGUCUCAGCUCAAACUCAGAGAGGGCGAGAUUGUCCAGCUGCAGAUGGAGAUUGCUAGUCUAGAGAGAAGCCGCACUGUCAUGACAGAAGAACUGGUGCGACUGACCAAUCAGAACGAUGAGAUAGAGAGUAAAGUGAAGGAAAUCCCUAGACUGAAAGUGCAACUGAAGGAUCUAGAACAGAGGCACAACACCAUUCUGCAGAUGUAUGGAGAGAAGGCAGAGGAGGCAGAAGAGCUGCGUCUGGACCUAGAGGAUGUGAAGAACAUGUACAAAACGCAAUUAGAUGAACUAUUAAAAAAUCAAAAAUAAUUGACUCUGCAAAUGGACUGACACCCACUGACUGUAAACAGAACUUCACAUCUCAAGAGUGUUGGUAAUACAAGACCAAGUAAUUUAAAUGUAUUUCAUUCUGAGCUAAGAGUUUGUUCAACAUAUUUCAAGGAUCAGUGAUAUAGUUAUUUAAGAUUCCUCUCACGGUUGUGGGAUUUUAUUUGAAAUAAUUUUUUCUCAAUUAAUAAACAUGUUUGGUUUAA